Messenger RNA from Lentinula edodes (shiitake mushroom), 1515 nucleotides. RefSeq lists its product as uncharacterized. Gene Ontology annotation, cellular component: eukaryotic translation initiation factor 4F complex. Gene Ontology annotation, biological process: translational initiation. Bases 1 to 1515 code for a protein of 504 amino acids. The record is from RefSeq and is a predicted model, not a curated record. The transcript is spliced from 4 exons. NCBI's taxonomy places the organism in Eukaryota, Fungi, Basidiomycota, Agaricomycetes, Agaricales, Omphalotaceae. Gene Ontology annotation, molecular function: RNA 7-methylguanosine cap binding; translation initiation factor activity.
AUGCCCUCGUUGAACCAGCUGGCGGCGAGAAUGACUAAAGACGGCAAUGCAGCAACGACGAACUUAACAGCAGCUCCCCGUCCCCGACUUGCGGCUUCAAUCCUACGUACCACUUCCAACGCCUCGAUGAAUUCUACAGCGAGCUCGAAUGAUUCUGUGGCAGUCAAUCCCGCGAACAGUACUCGCGCUGGAUCGCCAAGUCCGAGCUCUGUUUCGACCCCGCGAAGCCAAAACACAACGCCUGGACCUGAAGGCGGAGAAUCGUUGACUGUCGAUAAGCUUGAUAAGCUGAACGCGAUCACUAACAAAGGCAAACCACCCGUGAAGGGCUAUAAAAAUAUUCCUUCACUGGAUGCCAUUACUGCGAGGCUGGCGAAAACCCGGGCACUGAGUAUCGAUGGAACGCCGAAGCCGCCUGAACCGGAAAUGAUAGAAGAUCCGAAGACUCCUGGGGUACACGUUAUGAAGGAGGAGCAUCCCUUGCAGUAUUCUUGGACUCUGUACCACGAUUCGAAAGCAAAAUUCCCUUACACUCCUGCACCUACUUCUGCUAACCCCACUGGCGCUGCACCUCCGCUCGUUCCUCGGGAUCGCGACCAUUCAGCCACAUCAGCGGUAGCGUCAACAAACAACUCUCCUACUGCUGCCUCUAUCCCUACGUCCUCGAUGUCGACCAACACAUCGGCCAACCCUACCGACCCUUCCCAACCUCAAUCCCAAAAUCCAUUCUCCCACGCUCCGGGCGACUACGAAGCCAACCUUACCGUCAUCGGCUCCUUCACCACUGUGGAGCAAUUCUGCCGCUACUUUAAUUGGCUCAAACCCCCUUCGCUCCUCGAACGAAACUCCAACUAUCAUCUUUUCAAGUCGCCCAUCAAACCCAUGUGGGAGGACCCUGCUAAUGCUUCUGGCGGAAAGUGGGUGCUGACCAUGCGGAAUAAUCCGGAGCUUCUCGAUAGAUGCUGGGGAUGGCUCUGCAUGGCCCUAGUAGGCGAAGAACUCGAAGAGGGCGGAGAUGAAAUCUGCGGUGCAGUCGUUUCGCUCCGCGCGAAAGUGGAUCGCAUCCAGGUCUGGACGAGGAGAAAGGAUGAUGUUGAGAAACUCAACGCGAUAGGGAAGAAACUUGUCAAGUUGCUUGACGUAGGGGAACAAGACGGGAUUGGGCUUGAGUUUCAGUCUAACACGGAAGAUAGAGGGGAUCGGGAGAAGGGUGUGCCGAGUAAAUUUUUGAGUAUCCAGGCGGUGCCCAAUACAUCGUUUCGGAGCACGUUCCAGGGAUCGCCUGUGUCUGCUGCUGGCGCACCCGGUCAGCAUCCUGGGGCAGGGGGACCCGGUGGAGGACACAGUCAUAGUCGGUCAAUUGGCGGUAUUGGAAUAGCAGGCACUGGGGGCUUUACCCCUGUGGAUCAGACUGCCCCACCUUCGAGCGCUGGUACGGCGCCAUCUGGUGUGAAUCUUGGCAGGUUUCUCUUCCACGACAUUAACCCAGUUCUGAUUUCAAUAUCUUCUAGGUAA